GCGGCGGGAUGGACGUGGACAGCCUGCCGCGCUGGACUCCCAGCGGGGAAGGUAGGGGGUCGGGGCCGCCUCUGCUCCAAGCCGCACGUCCGAAGACCCGAGGAGAGGACCGCGCAGACCACUAAGAGGGCGCACAGUCGAGGCUGGACGAGGCGCGGUCUCGGAGCCAGGUUUCCUGCCCAGGAAGCCCGGCCGCGCGCUAGGGGACCCCGAUGUCACCGGCGGGAUCGGGGCUCGGUGCACCACGCCCCCUUCUGCGCCCGGGGCCACUGCGGGGACGGAGAUCUCAGGAAAGUAGCCUUUAUUUAUGCCGCACCGAUCGUUACCCCAGGCAGGGCGGACCUGAACGGAGCGCCACUGCUCGAGACCUGGUGCGGGGCGCAGCACCCUCGUGUUGGCGCCUGGGCCUCCCCACCGUUCGGUCCCUGGAGACACUGAGCUUGCGGCGGGACGUUGAUGGCGGGCCAGGCGUGGGAGACUCGCAGACCCCGGCCCGCCGGGACAGCCAGCUGCGUCACCUUGGACGUGGACAAAACUUCGGAGCCUCGGUUAUGUCGCCUGUAACCUGAGGACAACGGCCUGGAAGGGGCUCGGGUGACACGGGGCCGAUUUGGCCGGUCUGCCGCCUCCGCGCCGGACUGCCAGGCUGGGUGCCCGGGACACCGGGAUGCGCCGGCCUGCGAGCCCACCGUGACGCAGAUCUGGCGGCCGCUAGUGACAGCCACCUUUCCCCCCCACACCCUUCCCGCUUUCUCGUCCCUAAGGGGCCCCCGCCACCCCGGCUCCCUUUCGUUUCUCUGAGGAAGCCCGGCGCAGCCUAACCCUGAACCGGCCGCACCAGGCGGGGAUUUGCGCCAGGCCCCCCGCGCAUGCUCAGUGGUUGGGGACUGGGCGGGUACCCUGGGCGGGGAGCCUGACUGAAGGGCGGCUCCGCUGAUUGGCCGAGCUGCUCAGGCCACGCCCGUUGCCUCCAGACGGACAGUUCCUUACCUGCCGAGUCGGCCUCGGCAGAGCGCGGUGGCCUUGAAAGCCCAGGGAUGGGAGAAUCCCUGCCGCGCCUCCCGCUCAAGUACGCAGAGGUUUCAUAUCCGCCAUCACCGCGGUGGAGGAGGCCAGCCUGUUGCGCCCCACCGCGUCAGAAAGCCUAACGCUGGCCUGAAGCGUAAUCUUAAGGUGGUGGGGAAAAUACUGAUUUAGCGCAGAGAGCAAAACACCUCCGUUCUGGGUUGAAUGGGCAGGCCUAGAGGUGAGGCAUGCCGUCAGCACUCAAUAAUUGCUUGCAGGAUUAGAUUGUUUCCCCAGUGGGUGGGGACUGCAGGAUGUAGCAUUGAAUGCGCCUGACAGAUUGGAAGAUAAAACUAGUAAUGUGUGAUAAUAAAAACAAUUACGCACUAA
Messenger RNA from Cebus imitator (Panamanian white-faced capuchin), 1395 nucleotides. RefSeq lists its product as uncharacterized. The record is from RefSeq and is a predicted model, not a curated record. The coding region runs from base 213 to 569 and encodes 118 amino acids. The transcript has a single exon. NCBI's taxonomy places the organism in Eukaryota, Metazoa, Chordata, Mammalia, Primates, Cebidae.